Molecule: messenger RNA, 2964 nt
Organism: Marchantia polymorpha subsp. ruderalis
Lineage: Eukaryota; Viridiplantae; Streptophyta; Marchantiopsida; Marchantiales; Marchantiaceae
Source: the annotation of a GenBank genome assembly
GGAGUAUGAAUUGGCGAAGGCGCUGAAGGUGGACUAGGAAGUUUGGAGUGCGCAGCGCUCUGAACGUCGGAUCUCAAGCCAGGGAGUGGAGGUACCCGGUGAGGGGAGAAUCGUGGACUCAGAGGAGCAGAAAAGGAAUCGAUUCUUUUCGGUCUGGCUGGCGGAGUGCACCAGGCUUUUCCCCGGCCAGUACUUUCACUGAGAAGCGUAAUGCUUCAAGUGCCGAUUCAGACAGAUUGUUAGCUAAAGAGUGCAGGGACAUUCAUUCACUGGCAGACGUUGCAGCACUGGCAGUGGCGGGGAGACGUCUGGUCGUUGGUAGUGUGGUUUGAGGAUUCCUGGAUUCCGAACAAUUCAGCAGGAGGCCAAAGCUGCUGGCUCGGAGCGAAAGUGGUUUCAUCAUCUGCUGCUGGGCCAAGUCGAGUGCUUUGCCUGUAAGAAAUUCUCCAAAACUGGAUCGGACGAGCUGGAACGAGGGAGGUCGGUACCCGCUUGCUCCCGCCAACCACAGCUUGAUGGAACCCAUGAGCCGAAGCUGUGAGCUCGACAUCUGAACUGUCGCUCUCUACCCGUCUUGAUCGGGUUUCUCAUCAGCUUGAUUUGUUACGUGUUUCGAAAGUUUGUCCGCGCUAAUACUCCCACUGUUGCUGAGAAAGGGACGCGAGUAUUAUCACAUGUGAAACUUAAACGGUAUGGUCCAUGAUAGAGUGAGCUGGAGAGCUGAGCUGACACUGACGCGAGCUGCAAGAGGUUGUGUUGUUUUGGCCAUGGGAACGAGUUCACUCUAGUUGGGAGCUGAAGAACCAGAGAGCUUUAGAAGCCACUCUGUCCAGAAGGGAAUCCAGGAUCAGCUGUUGUGAUGGGACGGUCGAGAACGUGCAGUGAGUGUACAUUGGAGGAUUCUGAAUCCUUCUGAAGAGUCCCAGUUUUGGAGGAAGCGAUUCAAGUGCCACGGGUAGACGUCGAGAGCUCAUGGUCUGAAAGUUGAAGUGGUGCGGAGCCUGCUUGUAAUUUUCUUGUGAUCAAGCGGGAGCGGUCUGUUGCAGGAGUUGGAACUUACACAGAGGGCGGGUUUGGGAGCUCUGAGGAGUGCGCCGAAAUGAGGGAAAGUAUGAGAGAAGUUUUGAAAUCUGCAGCUUUGGGGCUGCUGAAUCUUUCGCAUCCCAAAACCGCGUUGGCUGCCUUCAGGGGGCGCAAUUCGUCGAAAGCUUUUCACAGCGCGAAAAUGACGAUGCUUUGCGGUUUCGUCACCAUAGUGGUGCUCAGGGGUAGUGUUGGAAUCGGAAAGUUUGGUGAAGGCUGGUCGUCUCCCGAUAGUGGAGUCCGCGAGUAUUUCGCCUACAGGCACGAGCAGCAGAAGCGAGUUCUUCAUGAAAAAGAAGAAGGUUUGGAGCCGCUGAGAGAUUUUUCUAAGGAGUUUCCCAAAGGCGAGUACAGUUUGGGUCCCAGCAUCGUCGAUUGGGACGAGCAGCGAGCUGCGUGGUUUGAUCAGAAUCCCUCCAUGAGGACUCCUCCAGACGGAAAGCCUCGAAUAAUGCUUGUCACAGGCUCGCAGCCUACCGCAUGUGAGAAUCCGGUUGGAGAUCACUAUCUUCUCAAGGCUGUGAAGAACAAAAUUGAUUACUGCCGGUUACACGGUAUAAAGAUCAUGUACAAUAUGGCUCACAUGGACGCAGAAAUGUCUGGCUUCUGGGCGAAGCUUCCACUUCUUCGGAAGUUGAUGCUGUCUCAUCCGGAGGUGGAAUGGCUGUGGUGGAUGGACAGUGACGCAAUGUUUACGGAUAUGCUGUUCGAGCUUCCCAUCGGCAAGUACAGAGAUCACAAUCUUGUCCUCCACGGUUGGGAUGAUCUAGUGUACAAGAAAAGGAACUGGAUCGGGCUCAAUACCGGUAGUUUCCUUAUACGCAACAAUCAGUGGUCUUUGGAUCUGCUGGACAUGUGGGCUCCUUUCGGUCCCAGAAGCAUCCGACAAGAAGCUGGGAAGGUUCUCACCGCAGCUCUCGCAGGCAGGCCGGUUUUCGAAGCUGAUGACCAGUCCGCGUUAAUAUAUUUGCUCGCCUCAAAGAAGGAUGAGCUGGCUUCUAAGGUCUUUUUGGAGAACACGUACUAUCUGCACGGGUACUGGGUCAUUCUGGUGGACAAAUACGAGCUGAUGAUGGAGAAGUACCACCCGGGUUUGGGAGAUGAUCGGUGGCCGUUUGUCACUCAUUUCGUCGGGUGCAAGCCUUGUAAAGGAAACGCCGGCGAGUAUUCGAACUCUAGAUGUUUCAAGGAGAUGGAGAGGGCGUUCAACUUUGCUGACAACCAAGUACUGGAGAGGUAUGGAUUGCAGCACGUGGCUCUGAGUACAUCCAAGGUGACGCGCACCAGGAACGAUACCGACCGACCAUUGGACGUUCUCUGAUCUUCCCCCCCAGCUCUUGCCUUCAACAAUUGUGACAUUUCACUAUUUUUCACUAUAGAUUGACCUGAAAAUUAAUUUGUUGGUCGUCACAUCAGCUGGCCCUUUUAAACGACCUCCUAACGCAUUUUGUUAGUGUCAUGCGGCCAGGCUUGUGUUCCCUACAACCAAUACCGGGAUUUGUUAGGCCGUAGUUUGUCAAUGAGUUUUGGAGUUCUCUCAAAUAUUUCAUUCUUGCAACGCUUGAUGAAAGCUUUUGCCUCAAUUUCUUUCAUUCACAGCAGACGAAGGGAGACUGAGAUUUCAAAGGAUUGGAAGUACGUAGUUUUCACAUUUCAGCAGCCGUUUGAGCUUGAUCACAAACUUCACACUAAACAAGCCUCUGCUUGUUCUAUCCUUCAGUGAGCUAGAUGUACGGUUUUUCUUUGGACCGUGUUGUACCAACCUAAGCAAUGUGGUGGAAGGAUUUGCGGGUGUUUGUAUAUAUUUCUAAUAUAUGUUUCCAUCUGCUUCCCUACUUCUGUCCUCUGUUUUAAACUGAAAUACCAAAAAUUGAGGUCGCG